Babesia sp. Xinjiang is the source of this 999-nucleotide messenger RNA. RefSeq lists its product as uncharacterized. The record is from RefSeq and is a predicted model, not a curated record. The transcript has a single exon. The coding region runs from base 1 to 999 and encodes 332 amino acids. Lineage: Eukaryota; Apicomplexa; Aconoidasida; Piroplasmida; Babesiidae.
AUGCUUUUAUUUACACGUGCGUUGUUCUGUGGCGCCGCUGUAGUAUGUCUAUAUGGGAGGCACCUAGAGGCGCUGCACACGGGCGUCACGAGCCGUGACGAUAAGGGACAGGCCGCUAUAACUGCCGAUACAGCCAAGUCAAUAAGCAAUGCGGCAAAAUUUAAACAAAAACAACCAGUUAUACAACCACAAGUGAAAAGGAAGGACUGGGAAAAUGGUCCACACCCAUGCUCGAGAUAUAACUCCUGGAAACAAGUUGAUAAAAUAUGGGAUAAUCUGCUUAUGCCAAGAAAUAUGACUAUUUGCAGAAAGAACUAUGGAGCUGAUGGAAAUUGUCUAUUCAAUGCUAUUGCUGGGAUACUAAGAGAUCAUCAACUGACUCGUGAUAUGAUCGGGCUAACGACAACUGACCUACCAGCAUCUGUAUCACUCUCACUUGAAGACACUAACUUUACAGAUACAUUUUACACCGUAGCGGAUCUACGCAAAAUUAUAGCCGUCAGAUUUGUUGGAGUCGACCCUUACAACCAAGCAGCUCUACCCUUCUGGAAUGUUAGUGAGCUAAUUACCAAACUAGAAGUGUACGCAGGAGUAGAGGGAACAGCAGAUUAUGGUGAUAUCAGGUGGGAACCAUCCAAAUUCCUUAACCAAAUAAGGAAUAAUGGAGACCUAUUAGAUAUCGCUAAAAAAAUAUUCUCAAGAUUAGCACAAGUUUCAAACCCAUAUAGCUGGGGGUCAUAUGAAGAUAUAGACACACUUGCACAUGUAUUUAACCUAGAUAUAUAUCUGUUCUGGAGUAACGAAAUUAGGUUACAAAGGUUUAAAGGGUUGAGACAUGAAAACGCACUACGACCUGCGUUGAUACUCUACUACCAUGUCAUGCAACAUUUCGAUGGAGCCGGGGUAAUCACAAAUAUUGACGAAGCGGACACCAUACCCAUAAGGAGCAUGUUUUCAGUUCGAAGAUUCCCAGAAACCUUACGCCAAAUUGCAACAUAA